UAAUGUAUUGCGCAAUCAAGACAUGUGACUGUGUUGUGUUACUACCGUACGUAGAGACCUAUUCUGCCAAAUCCGUGUUAUUAGAGAGAUAAUCUUUAAAAUAAUGGCAGCCAAUGCAUUUCCCGCUUCCCUUAUUGGUGUAAUAGAUGAACGGAUCGAUAAUUCUGAACACAGUGCAUGGGAUGUUAAUAAAAUUGGAGGAAAACCGGAUUGGAUGAGUAGCCGUACCCCACACCCAAAUUGCGAUGCUUGCCAAAGUUUGUUGACCCUUGUGAGCCAGCUGUACUGCCCUCUAGAUGGUUCCGUGUACCAUAGAACAAUCUAUGUCUUUACAUGUCUGACCGGUCCGUGUCAGCAGCACUCAUACAGUUUUAGAGUCUUCAGGACUCAGAAACGAGUGGAAACCAACCCUGCUGAUAUUGGAUCCGUGUCUGGCCCUGUACAGGAACCAGUGAAUGACGCAGCGACAUUUGACACAGAUUGGUGUGAUGAUGCAGAUGAUUGGGGCGAUGAUAGUGAUGGAGUUGGAGGUGAUCAAGAUGCUAUUACCCAACUUAGUAUGAGCAAGGAGAAAUCUUUUGCAGCAGUUGUGGCGGCAAAUAUUGAUGAUCCAGGUUUACCAGCAGUCAACAACACCGUGACUCGAUCCAAUACCAGUGAACUUGAGCAUGGUCUUGAGCAACUCAGCCUGCUUACGGAAGGUCCCCUUAACCAACAUCAAGUGCAGCCUUCUUCAUCAAAACCAGUAUCUGCCUGGUCAGAAGUGGUUUCUGAACCUGUUACAAAUGAUGAUAAUGUUCCAGAGUUUGUCUCCUACUUCAUCAAUGUGUUUGAUGAGCCUUCGGCGAUGAGCGAAGAUCUGUUGACGCAUGAACAUCAGCUCAUGAAGGAGUACCAAGAGAGGGAGGGUGUCUCAUUAUCAGAAUGGCAAGAAUAUGCUGAGGGAAAGAGUGGUAGCAGAGGUGGUAAUGGUGAAGGAUACGAGAAGGUCACAGCCAAGCAUGGGGACAGAACCUUUGAAAAGUUUAUUAAAAAGAUCCAGACCUGCCCUGGACAAUGCAUAAGGUAUUGUUAUGGUGGGGAACCUCUUUGGAUGACGGACUCCAAUCAACGGUCAACCAAUAUACAAGCCUGUCCUCAUUGUGGAAGCAAGAGACUCUUUGAAUUUCAACUCAUGCCUGCCCUACUACCCUCUUUGCAGUUUCUUGAUCAACAAGCCCCACCUAUUGACUUUGGUGUGAUUGCCAUCUUCACAUGUUCAAGAAGCUGUUGGACUGAAGAAUGCAGUGACAUGCUGAGAGAGGAAGCACUCGUAAUUCAGCAUGAUCCAGACAGCAACGCCAUCAUUCAGGCAGAACAGAAGUUAAAACACCUCAAACAGAGCAAAAGAUGAUUUUUAAUUUUAAGAGAAUAAGGAGCCAGUCUUAUCAAUAACACGGUUGUGAUUUUCAAGAAAUUUGAAUUAUUGAUGUUCACAAGCAACUGAAUGCAGGGUUUUCGGAAACUGAAUCCCACUGUGUUAAUUUUGCGGUAUUCGGGUAUAGUUUAUGAUUUAUGACCAAGAUUAUGUAACACCACUCUGGACUAGGAUAAAUUGUUAAUUGAAAUAUUUCCACUUACACUUUUGUUUGGUCUCAUCCUGCUUGGUCUAAUCCUAUUUUAUAUACAAACAAAUCCU
Molecule: messenger RNA, 1678 nt
Organism: Lytechinus variegatus (green sea urchin)
Lineage: Eukaryota; Metazoa; Echinodermata; Echinoidea; Temnopleuroida; Toxopneustidae
Product: programmed cell death protein 2-like
Exons: 7
Coding region: 104-1393 (429 amino acids)
Cellular component (GO): cytoplasm
Source: RefSeq, a predicted model, not a curated record